ACGCGUCCCCCCGGAUCGAAACGCACGCCAACCUGUCAUCCAUCCACGCGACGCGCGGAUACAAUAUGGCGAGGGGGCCUCACCGACCACCCGCUCGCGAGCUGCCCCCCAUUACUGCUGCUGCUCUGCUCCCACCACGACGCCGCCACCACCACGGGAGGGGACGGGGAGGGCUGCAAGAAUCCAAGAGGCGCCAUGGCCUCGUCGCCGGCGAUGCGGGCCGGGGCUGCGGCGGUGGCGGUGGUGAUGCUGGUGUCUGUUUGUGGCGCGGCGGGGGCCCUGCCGAGGUUUGCGGAGGCGCCGGAGUAUAGGAACGGGGAGGGGUGCCCCGCGGCGGCGGCGGCGGGGGUGUGUGACCCCGGGCUGGUGCAUAUCUCGAUGACGCUGGACGCGCACUACCUGCGGGGGUCCAUGGCGGCGGUGUACUCGCUGCUCAAGCACGCGUCCUGCCCGGAGUCGCUGUUCUUCCAUUUCUUGGCCGCCGCGGAGGAGGGAGGGGAGGGGGAGCUCAGGCGGGCCGUGGCGGCGUCGUUCCCGUCGCUGCGGUUCGAGAUCUACGUGUUCCGGGCGGAGGCCGUGGCGGGGCUCAUCUCGGCGUCCGUGCGCGCCGCGCUGGAGUCGCCGCUCAACUACGCGCGGAACCACCUCGCCGACCUGCUCCCACGCUGCGUGCCGCGGGCGAUAUACCUCGACUCCGACGUGCUCGCCGUCGACGACGUGCGGCGGCUGUGGGAGACGCGGCUCCCCGCCGCCGCCGUCGUCGCGGCGCCGGAGUACUGCCACGCCAACUUCUCCCGCUACUUCACCCCGGCCUUCUGGUCCGACCCCGACCUCGGCCCGCGCGUCUUCGCCGGCCGCCGCCGGCCGCCCUGCUACUUCAACACCGGCGUCAUGGUCAUCGAUCUCCGCCGCUGGCGCGCCGGCAACUACCGCCAGCGCAUCGAGCGGUGGAUGGAGAUCCAGAAGGAGAAGCGCAUCUACGAGCUGGGGUCCCUGCCCCCGUUCUUGCUGGUCUUCGCCGGCGAGGUGGAGGCCGUCGACCACCGCUGGAACCAGCACGGCCUCGGCGGCGACAACGUGCACGGCAGCUGCCGCCCGCUCCACGACGGGCCCGUCAGCCUGAUGCACUGGUCAGGCAAGGGCAAGCCAUGGGACCGACUCGACGCCGGCAAGCCAUGCCCGCUCGACCACACAUGGAAGUCCUACGACCUCUACAUCUCCGGGGACGAUGGCGCCGCCGCCUCGCCGGUGUCCGGACCGGCAUUGUCGUCGACGUGGCCCGCAUCAGUGUUCUCAUGGUAGAAAUGGGGCUCUUGGCUGUAGUGGCACACUACUGGACACAAUAAUUCUUUUGUUGGUUGCGAGGUUCUUGGCAAUGGCAGUGCAUUCCAUGGCAUUGCAAUGCUGCUGUUGCCGCCAUGAGCUAGCCACUGCUCGCCAUCGGCUGUACAGGGCGGUGAAGGGAGGGGGCGGCGGCGAUUGCUGCGCGAGGAUGGCUGGAUGGGGGAGAAUGGAUAGAGAAAAGAUGGUCUUGUUCUUUUCGGUAGAAUUCAGAUUAGUUUUUUGGGGGAUUUUGAUUCUUUUGGGUGGUGAUUCUUGGGGUUCCCAAUUCGCUCGAUUGGUGGUGUACAAUUCUUUGGUAGGAAAGACUUGAAUUUUUUGUUCAAUUAUUGGAUUAUUCUUUCAUUCCUAUGUGAUUUGUUCAUGGUCUCAAUUGGUAUGAUCUGAAUCUGAAUUGGAUUGAACUGGAGCAGAACUGUCUUGCUCUGUCUGAUAUGAAAUGCCAAAUUCUGAACUGAUGAUCUUCCAAUCCUGAAAUGCGCCAAAGUUAAAUCCAAGCAUGCUGACCAUGUGAAAGACCAAAGAG
Messenger RNA from Oryza brachyantha (malo sina), 1867 nucleotides. RefSeq names its product probable galacturonosyltransferase-like 9. NCBI's taxonomy places the organism in Eukaryota, Viridiplantae, Streptophyta, Magnoliopsida, Poales, Poaceae. The coding region runs from base 196 to 1302 and encodes 368 amino acids. The record is from RefSeq and is a predicted model, not a curated record. The transcript has a single exon. Gene Ontology annotation, cellular component: Golgi apparatus. Gene Ontology annotation, molecular function: glycosyltransferase activity.